Messenger RNA from Oppia nitens, 886 nucleotides. RefSeq names its product 3-oxoacyl-[acyl-carrier-protein] reductase FabG-like. The transcript has 4 exons. The record is from RefSeq and is a predicted model, not a curated record. NCBI's taxonomy places the organism in Eukaryota, Metazoa, Arthropoda, Arachnida, Sarcoptiformes, Oppiidae. Bases 38 to 886 code for a protein of 282 amino acids.
UGAAUAGAAUGUUCAGUUAAAGAGAAAGAGAGAGAAAAUGGCAGCAAAUAAUGAUUUCUACGAUGAAGUGAGAAAAUCGCGAAACUUUACCGGAAAAGUAGUAUUGGUUACGGGAUCGGGUGGUGGUAUCGGUGCUUCAAUUGUCAAAUUAUAUUCAUCACUGGGAGCUAAUGUUGUGAUCACCAGUAGAAAAGCAGACGCUGUUCACAAAGUGGCUGUCGAUGCACAACAACUGUCACCUAAAAAACUAGAACCAUUAAAAGUAAUCGCAGAUCUAACCAAAAGUGAUGAAUUGAAACAAUUGUUGAAUAAAACUAUCGAAACAUUUGGUAAAAUAGAUAUUUUGGUCAACAAUGCCGCGAGUCUAUCACUCGCUUAUAUAACUGAUCCUAAAUUUAUUGAUAAACUCAAGUCAACCGAAACACUUGAUAUUAAUGCUACACUAGAGCUAACACAACUGGCCAUACCUUAUCUGGAGAAAACCAAUGGCAAUAUUAUUAUGAUUUCAUCAACAAUUACUCAAAGACCGUUUAAAGGUUACUUUAAUCAUAUUAUUGCUAAAAAUGCAUUGGAAAAUGCUACCAAGGUACUAUCAAUUGAAUUGGGUAAUAAAGGCAUAAGAGUUAACUCAGUCAGUCCCGGUUUUAUUAAUUCAAAACCAUCAGUAACUGAGCCAACAAUUAUUAAAAUGCUUAAUAUGGCAGCAAAUAGGACUCCAUUGGGCAGAAUAGGCGAUCCACAAGAUAUUGCCUCAGCUGUGGUAUUCCUGAGCUCAUCGGACGCCCGAUUCAUAACCGGACAUAAUCUGGUUGUCGACGGCGGACUUAAAUACAAUAUGGACUCUGAUUUUAUGGAAAGUUAUGAUUUAGAUAAAUUAUCAGAGUAA